This is a messenger RNA of Arachis ipaensis, 1149 nucleotides long. RefSeq lists its product as uncharacterized. Lineage: Eukaryota; Viridiplantae; Streptophyta; Magnoliopsida; Fabales; Fabaceae. The record is from RefSeq and is a predicted model, not a curated record.
CUUCCUUCAUCGUGUCAGUGUAUCAAUCUCUCUAAGGAUCUCCUUUUUCCCAGUAAAAGCCAGUAGAACCGGCUGCUUCAAACCCUAAACCCUGCCCCCUUUUCCAUUUUCACUCUCAGGCACAGAACACAUCGAAAGCCGAAACCCAACCCGCAAAAUUCUAGGGUUUGUGUUUGCGGUUCCAUAAUGUCUCAGAACGGGAAGCUCAUCCCCAAUCUCGACUAGCACAGCACGAAGCUCCUCAACCUCACUGAUCUUCAGCGCAUCGAUCCGUUCGUCGAGGAAAUCCUCAUCACCGCUGCACACGUCACCUUCUACGAGUUCAACAUCGACCUCUCCCAAUGGAUUCGUUCCUUUAUAAUCUCCUUCGUUUCAUCUAUUCCAUUCUCUAUCUCUCUCUAUCUAACGCUUUCUCUCUCUUCUUUCUGCGAUUACCGUUUGCAGAGUCGCAAGGACGUCCAGGGAUCCCUCUUCGUUGUCAAAAGAAAUAAAAAGCAUAGCUUGGAUCUACUAAGUCAUCAAGAACAGAUGAAAAGAUUCGGACAUCACCUUAAACUAUUGUUCAAUGAUAAGAAACCAUCACAAUCUCAGACAAAACAACUCUGCAGAGGUUUCUGUCAGGGGACUAAGUUUGUUUCUCCAAACCAAGAUGAUUUUGCUGUGAUUUCACCAAGAAUUAAACUCAGAGAUGGGAGGCACCUGGCUUAUCUUGAGAGAGGGGUUUCUAAGGAUGUGGCAAAGUAUAAGAUCAUCAUUGUCCAUGGUUUUGGAAGCUCCAAAGAGAUGAACUUUCUCGCACCCCAAGAACUAAUAGAUGAACUAGGCAUAUAUCUACUGCAAUAUGACCGAGCUGGGUAUGGAGAAAGUGAUCCAAAUCCCAAACACUCGCUCAAAAGUGAAGCACUUGACAUUCAAGAACUUGCUGAUCAGUUAGAGUUAGGGCCACAGUUCUAUGUCAUUGGAGUCUUAAUGGGUUCAUAUGCUACAUGGAGUUGCCUUCAGUACUUACCCCACAGCAGAGAAAGAAGAACAACUCGAGCAUGGCACAAACGCUAGUGAUGCCUAUAGCUCCCUCUCUCGCCCUAAUCUCAAACCCUAGACCUCUUUCCAGAGCCGUCUAUUUCCCUGUUCUCAACCCUCCCAAGGUAA